Epithele typhae is the source of this 1608-nucleotide messenger RNA. Its product is annotated as PP2C-domain-containing protein. The coding region runs from base 1 to 1608 and encodes 535 amino acids. The transcript is spliced from 9 exons. Lineage: Eukaryota; Fungi; Basidiomycota; Agaricomycetes; Polyporales; Epitheliaceae. Gene Ontology annotation, molecular function: protein serine/threonine phosphatase activity; cation binding. The record is from RefSeq and is a predicted model, not a curated record. Gene Ontology annotation, biological process: protein dephosphorylation.
AUGCCGGCGACGGACAAGUCGACCGAACAGGGUGCAAAUGACAAGUAUCACUACGGAGUUUCGGAAAUGCAGGGAUGGAGAAUAAGCAUGGAGGAUGCGCACACCACUGUGCUUAAUCUAGAUGAAGAUUCCCCGGAUCCCAAUACCUUCUUCGCUGUUUACGAUGGCCACGGCGGCUAUGCAGUGGCGAAGUAUGCUGGUCAGUUCGUGCACAAACGCCUUAUUCAAGACGAGGCGUAUCACAAGAAGGAUUACGCUCUUGCUCUCAAGAACGCGUUCCUUGGGACUGAUGCGGACAUGAAGUCGAGCCCUGAGUUCACUCGCGAGCCAUCUGGAUGCACGGCUGUUGCUGCACUAGUCACGAAUGAUGGCAGGAUCCUUGUGGCGAACGCUGGAGACUCACGUUCGGUAAUCGGCGUCAAAGGCGAUGCGAAGCCUCUGAGUUACGACCAUAAACCCCAAAACGAGAAGGAGAAAAGUCGUAUUGUGGCUGCUGGUGGAUACAUUGAAUAUGGUCGGGUCAAUGGUAACCUGGCUUUGGCCCGCGCCCUCGGCGAUUUCGAGUACAAGAAGAACAACUCUCUUAGUGCCGAAGCUCAAAUCAUCACUUGUGACCCUGAGAUUAUCGAGCACCAGGUCACAGAGGAGGACGAGUUCCUCAUCAUUGCUUGUGAUGGUAUCUGGGACUGCUUGUCAUCUCAACAGGCUGUCAACGUUGUAAGAUUGCUCAUCUCCCAAGGCCGCCGUCUACCUCAAGUAUGUGAGGACAUCUGCGAGCUGUGCCUUGCCCCCGACACGGCCUCCGGCGCGGGAAUUGGUUGCGACAACAUGACGAUCAUGAUAGUGGCUAUUCUCAACGGCAAGUCCCAGGACCAGUGGUACAACUGGGUCACCGACCGCGUGAAGAAUAAGAUCGGCUUCCAAACACCCGAAAGCCUCCCACAGCUCUAUUCCACGAGCCGGCUUAUGUCGUUCAACGUGAAGCGCGAGGCGUAUGAGAAGCGUCUAAAGGAGAGGCGAGAGCGUGAGGAGCGGGAUCGGGAGAACGGUAUUACCUCUGUUGGUGAAGGCUCAGCAACGUCACUCUUCGGUGGCUUCGCGAACAUCCUCAGUGGCGAUGGCUCCUUGGUCCUUCACCAUUCCGAUGUGGACGAUGGGGACGACAGCGACGACGACGACAUUGAGAGCCAUGGGAUCAGUAGUGCCGGAUUCCUUGGCGCCGCCGGCAUCGACGUAACGAAGAAUCUUCGAGAACAGUUGCAAGAGCUCGACCAGAUGGGCGCGUCUCCGGAUCACGACGUCAACAUGAAUGACAUCGAAGACGAGGAGUCAGGCCAGGAGGACGGCAUGCAUCACGAUGGUGACGGCGAGCAAGACCCGGAGUCUCCAAGCUACACGCUCAAGAGUAGUGCGAACGGCAUCUCCUCAUCGGGCUUGUCAACUCUCGGCUCUCGCGGAGGCGAGACACCCCCACCCCCGCCUACGCCGCCAAACGGGAAUGCCGCGGUCCCGGCGCAGCUCAAGCAUCUACCCGACGGCGAUGCUCCGAGCGCGGCGGUGAAGGCGGAGGGUCUCAUGGACUCGAGCGAGAGCCCGCUCAAGGUCUAG